GACAAGGAUAGGUUAACAUGCCUGACAGGUUCACUCUGCUCACGCUCAGCUUUUAUUUCAUACUUCACAAUGUUUGUAGUUGGAGCGUGAGUGAACCUCUCAACCACACAUUGAAUGACGAUGGCUCAGUCAGUGUCACAUGCGUGUUUUAUGGAGAAGAAAGGUUUGAAUUGGAAGCGAAGUUGAAAAUGAAUGAUAAGGAUGUUUGUGAGGUUUAUGACAAAAGACAAGAACAUAACAAGUGUAAAUGGGAGCAUGAGGACAAUAAAUUCACGUUCACCUUAAUGAAACCUGAGGCCUUACACAGUAAUACAUUUUCCUGUGAGAUAUCCAAAAUAAAACCAUAUCCAGUCAAAACUGAAAAAGGACCGAAAAUUAAGCUUUUCCGAGGUUGCAGUAACCCUUUUGCUCCACUGAAGAACAGCUGUCCAAUCACUAACCAAACACAUAACCAGGAUCCCACACCUGUAGAAAGGCCCGCACUUGAAGACACGUAUACCGUACUAAUCUGUGGUCUGGUCAUAGUGGUGAUAAUGCUGUCUCUCUACAGCAUUAUUCUUACUGCAGUCUACAUCAAAUUGAGGGUCACAAAUUUGGAGCCUUCUGACACUCUGACCUACGUGCCAAUGCAGAGGAAUGUAAAACGGCGUGAUCUAGAAAACACUGAAUAUGUGGACAUGCGUGAAGUGCAGAAACAGGAAGGAUCCCACAGAGAUAUGAACCACAACUCUCAUCUUGCUACUGUCAGAGCCCAUUUCUAAUAGCAUCAGUGAGCUCAUGCUUUAACUGCUCUAGGACUUACUGCUUAUUAUACUUACGCUUCACUAAAGAAUAGAACAGGAUAAAACUAUUUCCUUUCUACCAAACAAAACGGACUUUCCUGAAUGCCUGAAUCUGCAUAUUGCUCCUGCACCUCAUUCAACUGCUCAAAUAACAGUCUUGAUGUUCUGUUGCAGAUGAUUUCAUCUGGUGGCUUGUACAACGUAAUGCUGAACUGUAGCUAUGCCAAGCUAAAUGUAUAUAAAAUCUCUAGCUUGGACAUUUUUUUUAAUUACUUUGAUCCCAUGGACCAAUAAUCAAUCAUAAUAUCAGUUUUGUUCAGUGUAUAAUAAAUAUAUA
This is a messenger RNA of Sinocyclocheilus anshuiensis, 1119 nucleotides long. RefSeq lists its product as uncharacterized. Gene Ontology annotation, cellular component: external side of plasma membrane. Gene Ontology annotation, biological process: regulation of T cell proliferation; T cell receptor signaling pathway. NCBI's taxonomy places the organism in Eukaryota, Metazoa, Chordata, Actinopteri, Cypriniformes, Cyprinidae. The record is from RefSeq and is a predicted model, not a curated record. The transcript has 5 exons. The coding region runs from base 18 to 761 and encodes 247 amino acids.